This is a messenger RNA of Sungouiella intermedia, 1515 nucleotides long. The record is from the annotation of a GenBank genome assembly. Lineage: Eukaryota; Fungi; Ascomycota; Pichiomycetes; Serinales; Metschnikowiaceae.
AUGGACUCUCCAGUAUAUGGGUCUGUGCCUGCUACAACUAAUCAUGCAUCGUCCCAUCAUUUAUCUCCACUGGCAGCUUCUAUGCUAGCCAUAGGAGGCACCAUAGGAACAGGACUCUUCUUUUCUGUGGCCUCCAUCAUUCUGUUUGGCCCAUUUAUAGCAUUGGUGCUGAUGUUUUAUAUUGCAUUUCUAGUGGUGAUCAUCUUACAGAUCACCGCAGUAUUGGCGGUGUUUCUACCUGAAAACGGCCUGAUCUGUAAGUUUCAAUUCCUCUUCUUGGGGCCGCUGGUCGGCUUAGCAAACAAUCUCAUUUAUUGGAUCAGUUGGUGUCUCACCUAUGCGUUGGAGCUUUCCAUCAUCGUUUCCAUCUGCCGUUUUUGGAACACAGAAUGGGUAGAUAAUCACCAGACACUUCUAAUAUUGCUCAUAUGGUCGUCAUUGACCGCGUGCAACUUGUUGCCUGUGGAUGCUUAUGGCAAAAUCGAAUUCUGGAUCGCUCUCAUUAAGGUGGCUGCAAUAGUGGUUUGGAUUCUCAUAGUGGUUGUGUCAUUGGUUGCGGAUGGAAAUGUGUUUGGGGUAUGGACAAACGAUUUGCCAUGGUCGUUCUUUGGGGCCCACGUAUCAACGGCCAAUUAUUUUGUCAACUUUGUUAGCUGCCUCAUUCUCUCGUCUUUCAUCUUCCAAUCCGUGGAGUCGGUGGCUAUCACCACGGGAGAUGUCACACAGCCGCACGAGACCAUUCCCAAGGUUACCAGGUUGGUUUUUAUUCGAAUCGUGGUGUUCUAUUUGGCUGCGGUGUUGUUACUCACAUUGUUGGUUCCAUUUGACGAUAAAAACCUCCGAGAUCCUUCGUCACAGAACUUGCUCUCGUCACCUUUUCUUCUUGCUUUGCUCAAUUGUGGCUUCCAUGAUAACGGACUUCUCUUGCUGACCUUCAACUUUAUCAUUUUGUCGGCCAUUGUGUCUGCUGCAAACUCCAAUAUUUACUUCGGGUCUCGAUGCGUGGAGGCCAUUGCAGAGUCUGAGGCUGGUACCUCGUGGGUCCGUUAUCUUGCAGCGACUAACGCUGACAAUGUUCCUGUGAACGCAGUGUUGGUGACCUCUGCAUUUGGGCUCGUUGCAUUACUUUUGAAGUUCCAAUCCAUUAGUGUCCUCUUCAAUUUUCUCCUCACAUGCUGUGCCCUGGCAGGAAUGCUCAUGUGGUGUCUUCUUUGUCUCUCGUAUAUUAGGUUUUCGCAAGCUAUGAAAACACAGAAGGUGGAUGUUUCUCGCUUGAAAUUCAACACUUCAUGGAACCUCGACUUUUGGGCAUGGUUUGCCCUGGUGAACUUGGGAGUGAUUUUACUAUGCAAUGGACUUACAAACUAUUGGGAUUUUUCGUGGCUGAAAUUCUUGGGGUCCUACAUGACGCCAGUAUUAUUCAUACUGCUCUGGGGCUACUUUCAGUAUACUGGAUGGGGAAGCUUCGUACCACUUGACCGCAUUGAGCUCUGGAGGGGUAACCUCAAAGAUUGA